AUGGAGAAAGCCUCUCUACCGCAAGCCGAAGAUGAAGUUCAGCCGAUGAUCGACGAAUCAGGUCAAGCUGCCCCAUCUUCGCCGCCCAUACCAGACGACGACCACGAGGCCUUGACACGCUUUGCGGCGGAGCACGACUCCUCAUCGGAGUCAGAUCAGCCCAAGGAGGCGGAGCCUUCAGAGCCUACAGCCUUCAGCCUUUCCAGGCAUGCGCGAAGCUCCUGGACUCGUGGGAGUGAUAAAAGUCAGAUGGGAGCAGUAGCCGCCGACCCCCCGACAGCCAUGUCCAACGCUCCAACAUCGGAUCUGGCCAAGUUCCUUAAGGACAAUGCCGUCCAUGAAGUUCCCGCGCAAGCCCUGGCCCUCAAAGGACUGGAGACGGUAGAGGACCUGGCAUAUGCAUACCCCGAUUUGGCCAGCCUUGAUAGCCUCCUUUCCAGCCUCUCGGACGAAGACAUGAACGAAAUGGGAGCAGCCGAUGCCUUACAUGGAGUUCAGGCAGCCAGGCUCCGGCGAGCUCUUCGGGCAGCCCAUGGACUAUCUCAUCAAGCUCAACAGCCCUCGCCCACGCCUGCUCCGGAACCUCUGCCUUCUGUCCAAGCCGCUCUGCUGCCGCAGGCCUCGCCUACGUCUUGGAUGGAAAACCUGCCUCCGAAACUCAGCUCCGAAGCCGUCCAAGACCUCGUCAGUGACUUCAAGCUCAAUUACCCGGGGGA
Messenger RNA from Symbiodinium necroappetens, 716 nucleotides. Lineage: Eukaryota; Dinophyceae; Suessiales; Symbiodiniaceae. The record is from the annotation of a GenBank genome assembly.